This is a messenger RNA of Talaromyces atroroseus, 924 nucleotides long. RefSeq names its product 4-nitrophenylphosphatase. The record is from RefSeq and is a predicted model, not a curated record. The transcript is spliced from 5 exons. Gene Ontology annotation, molecular function: alkaline phosphatase activity; phosphoglycolate phosphatase activity. The coding region runs from base 1 to 924 and encodes 307 amino acids. Lineage: Eukaryota; Fungi; Ascomycota; Eurotiomycetes; Eurotiales; Trichocomaceae.
AUGACGACCACAACUCCGCAGUAUCUUACGGGCAACGCCGCUGCUCUGAACGAGUUUAUUGACCGUUUCGAUGUGUUCCUCUUUGACUGUGAUGGUGUUCUUUGGUCCGGAGACCAUACGUUCCCAGGCACCGUUGAGACACUGGAGUUGCUGAGGAGUCGAGGGAAACAGGUCGUUUUCGUCACCAACAACAGCACGAAGUCGCGAGCGGAUUACAAAAAGAAGCUCGAUGGAUUGAAUAUUCCUAGCAAUGUUGAGGAGAUUUUCUCUUCAUCAUAUAGUGCCUCUGUCUACAUCGCGCGCAUCCUCAAACUCCCCGAAAACAAACGCAAAGUAUUUGUCCUUGGUGAAACGGGUAUUGAGCAAGAAUUAAGGAACGAGAAUGUCCCCUUUAUUGGAGGAACUGACCCGGCCCUUCGUCGAGACCUCACACCGGAGGACUACAAGCUUAUGGCCAAAGGCGACCCAUCAUUGAUAGAUCCUGAAGUUGGGGUGGUAUUAGUUGGUCUUGAUUUCCAUAUUAAUUACUUGAAGUUGUCACUCGCAUUCCAGUACAUACGUCGCGGUGCAGUAUUUUUGGCAACCAACAUCGACAGCACGUUACCAAACCAGGGAGCGUUAUUCCCAGGUGCAGGAUCAAUGAGUGCCCCAUUGAUCAUGAUGCUUGGGCAGGAACCAAUAGCUUUGGGCAAACCGAGUCAGGCCAUGAUGGACGCAAUUGAGGGUAAAUUCCAGUUUGAUCGCAACCGUGCUUGCAUGGUUGGUGAUCGGAUCAACACUGAUAUCAGAUUUGGUGUUGAAGGUAAGUUAGGAGGCACGCUGGCUGUCCUAACGGGCGUCUCAACCAAGGAUGAUAUUUUGAAUGGUCCAGUGAGGCCAGUCGCUUAUGUUGACAAGCUGAGUGACUUUCUGGGCGCUAAAUAG